Messenger RNA from Malurus melanocephalus (red-backed fairy wren), 5130 nucleotides. It is a transcript of the gene FBLIM1, whose product is annotated as filamin binding LIM protein 1. Gene Ontology annotation, molecular function: filamin binding. Gene Ontology annotation, biological process: cell-cell adhesion. The record is from RefSeq and is a predicted model, not a curated record. Lineage: Eukaryota; Metazoa; Chordata; Aves; Passeriformes; Maluridae. Bases 31 to 1317 code for a protein of 428 amino acids. Gene Ontology annotation, cellular component: focal adhesion; stress fiber. The transcript is spliced from 10 exons.
AAGAGGAGGAGGAGGGAGGAAGGGGCGGUGAUGCCGGGCGGCUCUGCCUUCCCGCUGCCCCCGGCGCGCCCGCGGAGCGCACGGAGGGACCCACACCGCCUCYCCAGCUCUGCUUGGGAGGAGGAAAAGUGGUGGCUCCGGCGGAGGGUGAAGUCACCAGCGGGAACAUCCCAACGCUUUCCCCCCACCUCGGGGAGUCUGUCUGCCCCUAAAGGAUGUGCUGACUGCCGUGAGUGGGAUUUUGGGGGAGCGAAGCUGCAUGAGACCAGGAACUCAUCACACAGCUCCAGCCCUUCUAUGGCUUCAGCAAUGUUGCCAGGGAAAGCAGAGAAGAGAAUCGCCUCGUCCAUCUUCAUCACUCUGGUGCCACCGCAGAGGGGGGUGGCCACCAAGGAGAAAACCCAACGGGAGCUGCAGCCAGACAGUGCCGAGGUUCCCAGCACCCAUUGCCCCCAGAUCCUGCUAUCACCUCCCACUUUGUCCAACAGAGAAACCCACACAAUGGCCCCUGUUCCUUCAUCCUCACCAGCCCUCACUCUCUCCAAAGCACCCCAGCCCUCGUCCACAGAGGCGCUGGGUCUGGCACUGCAGCAACUGGACCUUGACRCAUCCACCACCCUCCAGGCCCCUUCCACCUUCCCUGCUGAACUGAAGCCACCUACGUUCUGCCAGGAGCAAGCAGGCAAGCAGCAGKGGCAGGACACAAAUGGGUACCCAGAGAGGGACAGCUCCAGAGACAUCUGUGCCUUCUGCCACAAAGCUCUGGGGCCCCAGGAGCUGACGGUGGAGGCAAUGAGGAAGCAAUACCACCCUGACUGCUUCACCUGCCGCACAUGCCACCGGCUCCUGGCUGGGCAGCGCUACUUCCAGAAAGAUGGGUGCCCCAUGUGUGACACCUGCUUCCAGGCCACGCUGGAGAAAUGUGCCAAGUGCCGGGGUCUGAUCACGGAGCACAUCGUCCGUGCCCUGGGCAAAGGUUAUCACCCCAGCUGCUUCUGCUGCGCUGCCUGUGGCCGGUCCAUCGGCACCGAGAGCUUUGCUGUGGAUGAGCAGGGUGACACGUACUGUGUGCCUGACUUCUACAGGAAAUACGCCGCGGUGUGCGGUGCCUGUGAGCGCCCCAUUGUGCCCUGCGAGGACGAGGAUACCUACAAGAUCGAGUGCYUGGGACGCAGCUUCCAUGAGAGCUGCUACCGCUGCGAGAGCUGUGGGAUGYCCCUGUCCCCAGAGCUGACGGAGAACGGGUGCUACCCCCUGGAUGACCACMUCCUCUGCAAGUCCUGCCAUGUCCGCUGGCGCAAUGAGUCGUCCUGCUGAGACCCUGCAGCUCAUCAAUCUCCCUCUUCCAGUGCCAGGCAUCAAAAAGGGGGUGCACUGACUGGGAUGCACCCUGUGGCUGAACCUGGGUGCCUGCUGCAUCCCCAAAUUACAGCAGAUCUGGUGUUUUCAUUACCAAAAUGUCCUCAGGACCCUUACCUGGUGGGCUGGCGGGCUGGAGAAUUGUGGAUACGUCCCAGCCCAGCUCUGCACUCAUGAUGAACAUAAAACGCCCUGACAGAGCAGCAGUGGCUGCUCUGGCAGAGGAGUGGAGUUUUUAUUUYUUAUUUCUUUUUUUAAACUCCUUUUUUCAAGGCCAGUUUGGUUUUCUUGGGUGGUGUUGCUUUCUUCUCUAGCUUCCUUGGGGUUUCACUGAAAUGUUUCUCUCUGUGGAGAGCGAGCACUGAUUAAGUUACUCGCAGUUAAAUAAAACCCCAAGUUUAAAAUUCAUUCCUUUCAUCUACCCUGCAUCYCAAACCUAUCAAAUCCAAGUUUAAAAAUAAGGGGAAAAAAGCAACUUUUUGGAUUUUCUUGGYGUGGCAGGAUUUGGGUCACUCAGGUCCCAUACCAGUUGAUUUUGGGGUGUAGCGAUUUGCCAGAUGCCGCUGUCAGCCGGGGGAGAGCCGAGUGUUGUUUUUUGUGGUGGAUUUGGGAUUUGGCGAUGUGCUGUGAUGUUGAUAAAAGGGUUUUUGGUGGGUUUUGGGGUUUUUUUUGCUGACUGUGUGUCCUAGAGCCGGCAGAGGGCAGCCACCGCACAAAUUCCUCCAUCAGGCCGGAAAACUCCAGCUAAAAGCAUCCUGCAGCGCCGGGAUGCCGAGAAAGAUGGACAGCCUCACUUCUGCACGUUMCCCAAGAUUAUAUUGUUCCGCCAGUAUAAGCUUUUUGAUCUUGCCUCAGUCCAGCCCUCAAACCAGCAGAAAUUUCUCUGCAUGUCAACAUCUGCGCAACCGAUGUUGCCGGUGCUUAGUGGUUUCGUUUGCAAGGGCGUUGCAAACCAGGCGGAGAAACUUUUUAACUUUCUUUUUAACUGAAAGUGCUUAAAAAGCCACAAAUCAAGAGCAGAAAAUAGCAAGAGUGUGUGAGAUGAUGGUUAAUGCUUUCCUGAUGGAAAAAAUGGAGCUGUAAACAAAGAAAACAACCACCAGACCAGCAGCUCCUGGGUCACGUACAACAUCUCUCUGGCAUGUGCUGUGUUUAUGAGUGAAGGGGUUAAUGAUGGUUAAUUAAUCACACCAAUAACUAUUUCCUGAUGACUCUUCCCUGUCUACAAAGCUGAUUACUCAGGCUUUGUUAACAAGCAUCUCUGGGCUAUCAAUCACGUCAUAACUUGCUCUAAAUAUAUUUAUAAAUAAGUUGUGGUCUGUCCUGGUCGUGUAACCUGGUAGCUUUGGGUCGGGUUGGGUGGGAACUUUGUCCCAUGCCAGGGAAUUCCCAUGCUCCAAGUCAGCUCUCACCUUCCAUACCUGCUURCACUGUGAGGAAAAUCUGGCAUCAAAAUKAUGCUAAAAAGGUAAAAAGAUGUGACAGGGCCAAAGGGAGAAGGAAGGAGAAAUCCCAGAGGGCAAAGGGCGGCUUGGUUUUUUGAAACAUAUUUUUCUAAGCAAGGUUUUUGGGAAGGAUGGAAGUGCCAAUGCUGAGAAGUGUUUCAGAUGUGUUAUUGCMAGCUGCGCUACCCCUCAGCAAAGGAAUGGUGGGAAGAGUUGGGUAUUUUCCCCUUGGAGCCUUCCAGGAUGGGCUGUUGGCACUGGGACUGYGGAACUUUUGGCUGGAGGUAGGCAGGAAAAUUGACAAGCAGGCUUGGAGAAGGUCCUGGAAAGCAAGGAGAAAUGAAAGGCAUGGCUGGAGAGUUUGGCAGCGUGGUGAAGGGAUGUGAUGUGGUCAGAUUCAGCGUGGUUUUUCAGGAGUGGAGUGACAAGGGACAAGGAUGGAUGGACAUAGGGAGGAGGACAAAAGGCUGAUUUAAGCCAUUUUAUUYGCGGGUAAAGGGAGAAGCGCCAUGAGCCGAGGCGCAGGGAGCAUUGCUGUGCCUGAAAAGCAMAGCCCCGCAUUUUCCCUCGGGAGGAGCUCGAGGAAUUUUGAGCCGUACGAAGGAGAUCCUGCAGGGGUGAGGCUGCAGGAGCCGGAUCCCGUCCGCUGCCGAGCAAACCCAGACUGGCUCAGCCCGUCCUUGGGCUCCUCACCCUGCCACGAGCAUUUCUGCAAGCACCUAGGUCUGCAAAAAAUAAACCAAGCGUACAUCCUGCCUGGAAAAAUAACAUUUUGGGGGGCUGGGCUCCAAGGCCUUGUGGAGCCCCAUGGGAUCACCCAGGUCUGCUUGAGGUCCCUCCUCUUGUCCCCGAGGCAGUGCCAAAGGCAGAGAGGAUCCCAGAGCUCGGAAUGGCUCUGGCCCUCCCUUGKUUGCUGCAAUACACCCGUCAGCUCUUGCAAUCCCUCUUGGCAGGCCGAGGAGAGCGGGAAGGAUCUGGCUGCCCUCCAAGGAGCAGCAAAUGCAAAUAUUUCCCCACUUCAGGCUGGGUGCGGCCCGUGGAURAAAUUUCCUCGGGCUUUCCCAGCGAAGGCAUCUGAUAUCUCGCUSUGCUGCGAGGCCAACUUGCUCCCAGGAAUACAACGGUGCAUCCUAUAAAAAAACCCCAAAGGUUAUCUUUUUACAACUCAAAGGAUUGCCUGAUUUUUAAAAAGAGGUUUUAAAUUGAAGAAGGAGCUGCCAGGCACAGCUGUAGUGGUUAUAAAUCAGUGGUUAAAGUGUUGCUUCAUGAAAAAAAAAAAAAAGAAAACAAAACCUUUUUGGAGGUUUUGCAGGUCUUUUUGGAAAAUGGAAGAUUUGUAGUGUGGUGUAAGGAGAGUGGGAUGAUAAAGGGGCUGGAAAACAUACUGGGAGUAGGACUGGGUGCUGCUGAUGGUUUUUCUCAAACAGGAUAGAAAGAGCUGCAGGAAAACUGAGCUUUUCCUUUGGAUCCCAGGUUAAUGGCAGCCACAUCCCAGCUGGUUCCCUUCAGCRCUGUUCUUCCCCACAGACCAUUCAGACCGAUUUUCUGCACUUUCCUGUCUUCAACACAGCCUAAAAAGAAAUUUAUUUCUUAAAUGAAAAGCUGGUUCUGCGAGAGGUGAAAAUCAGCAGAGAUUAUACCAGGAACAGACCAAGCCUGGAUUUCUCCAGCUCAUGCAGCACAAGUGGGAUACAUAUACAUAAAUAUUUAAAAGGCUGUAUGCUAAUAUUCUCCUUUUUUUCCCAAUUUUCCUAGCAAAACUGAACCACCCACUGCCACAAUGUAGUUUUAAAACAGUAGUUUUGAUAGCACAAGGGGAAAGGGAUGAGGUGARUAUGCAAGCGCCUUACCAGGCUGCGAGUGCUACACUGGCUUCUUUAUAAAAGAUAUAAAUAAAAUAAAGGAUAAAAAGUCCAACCCACCCUAUUUCUCAAAACAGACACACAGCAUACACUUGCAAGCAGGGUUUUGCUUUCAUAUCCCAGAUUUCCUUCAUCGUAUCAACAACUACAACAUCCUGCAGCCCUAUUUCCUGAAAAUUACUAAUUUUCACCCAGAUUUGGCUUCAAGUGGUUUUUAGUUAUAUCUUUAUUUUGYUGGAGUAUCCAGUUGAGCAGUGCGAGUGAGGUGUUUUAUUAAAAUAAAAACAGGGCUAUUUUUCAAAGAGGUUAUACCCUCUGUCAAGGUGGAUUAUUGACCUCAGGCAUUUAUCACCGCGGGAAAAGAGUGGAGAAGGAUGGGGAACAAAUGUGUAUAAUAUAAUAAUAUAUCCCUUAAUUCUCCGUGCGGCUAAACUUCCCCUCACAGCAAAGCUGGGGAAUAUGCU